Pestalotiopsis fici W106-1 is the source of this 876-nucleotide messenger RNA. RefSeq lists its product as uncharacterized. The transcript has a single exon. Lineage: Eukaryota; Fungi; Ascomycota; Sordariomycetes; Amphisphaeriales; Sporocadaceae. The coding region runs from base 1 to 876 and encodes 291 amino acids. The record is from RefSeq and is a predicted model, not a curated record.
AUGACUGCAUUGACAAUCUUCCAUCUGUUUCCUCAUCUGCCACGGGAUAUACAGUUGGUCAUAUGGGAUCUCUACGAGUCCGGCCCAGGGAUGCGCCACAAAUUCACUGUUGGCUACGGCAAGUUGACACACACGACCAUAGACCCGUCGCACAACAAAUACAUCUCCAACACGGCUGGCGAGAAUGACCCGGCAGAGCUGCGCCUUGAUCCUUUCUGCAAGUACAAGUUCGACAAGAUUGAGCUGUCAAACGCAGAUGACUAUCCCGCGCCACCCAACAUGGACCCGGAAGAGAAGCUGGAAGAGUGUGAAUUGAGGCGGUGGUAUAGCGCUCGCAGCAAGAGCUGGCUAGUGACGCAGCCAACGUCAAACGUGUACGCUGACCUGGAGCGCGACGUCUUUUACCUGAACAGGAACUACUGCCCACUCCUCGAUUCCCCCCAGGGCGGCGCCGAAGGGGACAUGUUCAGGGACCAGCCGGCCGCCUGUUGGAUGCCCAAGCAACUGUCGCAAGCCCGGCAUGUUGCCGUUCCCCUCUUCUUUGGGCAUAGCAACGUUCAUCAUCGGGAUUUAUGGUUAACUCUUGGUAUACUCGGCCAGUACCAAAACCUCAAGACGGUCUACAUUGUUGUCCGGCCCGUGGCCAAUCUCCCGGAUAGGGUUGAAUUGAUGAGACGCGUCGGAGAGCUUCCCAGAGACGUCUUUGGUUUUGUGGCCUUGAACACGUUUCUACAGGCUUUCCGGGAAAGGAGGAAUAUAGAUUUCAUACGGCGAAUAUCGUACUGGCAGGACAGUUUCAUGCGACGCCGCCCAGACCUUUGCCAAAGAGCUCGAGUGAUUCCCGUGGUCGAUGCAUGUUUUGAUGCAAGCUGGUGA